Papilio machaon (common yellow swallowtail) is the source of this 2280-nucleotide messenger RNA. RefSeq names its product transferrin. Gene Ontology annotation, cellular component: recycling endosome; early endosome; plasma membrane. Bases 10 to 2178 code for a protein of 722 amino acids. The record is from RefSeq and is a predicted model, not a curated record. Lineage: Eukaryota; Metazoa; Arthropoda; Insecta; Lepidoptera; Papilionidae. The transcript has 11 exons. Gene Ontology annotation, biological process: iron ion transport.
AUUUCGAAAAUGAAUCCGUUGUGCCAGUUACUUUUUUUUCUUCUGUGCGUUAAUUUUGUGAUCCCACAAGGACCUGGCUCAGGACAGAAUGGAAAUUUACGCCUGUGUAUAGUGGAAGGCCGGGGCCAAUACAAACGCGGCGCCAAAUACUGCCCAGUACUCGACGAAGAGAAUUCAAAAAUAGAAUGUGUACUUGGAACUGACAGAUUGGACUGUCUUCGACGUAUUAGUAAGGGCACUGUUGAUUUCGGAGUCUUCAGUCCUGAAGACCUAGUGGCUGCGAGAUGGGCUAAUGUCGACGUACUGGUCACCAAUGAAUUACGUGAUAGAGAUAAACAAUUCGAGCGUAGUGUAGUUGCGGUAGUCAACAGGAGAAUCCUGCCCGACAGUGCUGCCCCCUUGACGUCAAUAUUGAGGAACAGUUCGCUCUGUCAUCCCGGCGUCGGAUUGGAUGAUCUGCGACCACUGAGUGAUACACUUUCUGGGUAUUUAGAAUCGUUGGUGUUAACCAGAUCUUGCGACCCGAACCUCUCGCUCAGUGAGAACAGGAUAAAAGCACUAGCCGAGUUCUUUGGUAGAGCGUGCAAAGCCGGUCCUUGGGUACCUGAACCUACCAGAAAUGCUGAACUGAAGAAGAAGUAUCCAUCUCUUUGCGCUGCUUGCCGGUCGUCUUGCUCCGAGAAUGACCGUUACUGGGGAGAUGGUGGUGCGCUGGCAUGUCUCUCUGAAGGUGCUGGUGACGUCAUGUGGUCUGAGCUUAAUGACGUCAAAGCAUAUUUCAAGGACACAGCUACAGAUCACUUGGCAUAUCUUUGUCGCGACGGCAGUUGGCAGUCGAUGGCCAACAAUACGGAUCCUUGCGUUUGGCUGAACAGACCCUGGCCAGUGAUAGUCGCUAAAAGAAAAGCGGCUGCAGCUGUGAGCGCAUUAACACAGUCUAUAUCAGCAAGCGCUGCCGCAGUAGAUCAACAUUGGAGAGGUGCACUCGCAGCGCUGCUUGAACUGCGAGCGGCGCCAAUACCAUUGUAUCCACCGCGCGCACCUCUAGACCAUCUAGCAACAGCACGAGGCUUCAGAGAGGCAUACAGUCAAAGCGGAUGCGAUCCACCUAGGCACAUAACUCUCUGUACUAAGUCAGUGUUGGAGAAGAACAAAUGUGAGUGGUUGAGUGAGGCGAGCGCGGUGUACGGCAUCACGCCCCCCCUCCAGUGCACCAUCAGAGCGAGCACGCGAGAUUGCAUGGCCUCCGUGCGAGAUGGAGACAGCGAUGUUAUAGUUGCUGAUAGCGACUCACUUGUUUCUGGGAUGAGAGACUACGGCCUUACCGCUGUUCUCCACGAAGCGACGCCUAUAGUAGAAAAAACUCAUACAGUUGUAGCUUAUAUACGGAAGGACGCCAAGUUGAAAAAGAUGACAGAUCUACGCGGGAAACGAGCUGUUUUCCCGCGUUUCGACGGCGUCGCUUGGCAUUCAGUUUCACAAUACUUCGCCGACAAACUGAAUGUGCCUUGCGAACACUUUAUAAGCUUUUUCGGUGAAAUUUGCGCUCCUGGUAUACAAGAACAUAACGCUACUGCUGAAAUCAUAGAUAAAUUGACGAAAAACUGUUUGAAAGAUGAUGGUAAUGGUGAAUUGAAUGCUUUGAGGAGUUUGAUCGAAGGAAAGAGUGAUGUGGCUUUCUUCAGUAUGAGAACUUACAAUAAAUAUAAAGCAAACAUCAUCCAUGAGACGUGGGCGCAGAAUAUUGUAGACAUAAUACCGAUAUGUCCCGAAGAGAAUCCUAAAUAUUGUUUCAUCAGUUGGUCGAAUAUCGGCCACGUUUUUGUUUCGAAGAAAAAUUCUCAAAUGCGUAAACAAGAGAUCAUAAAUGUGUUCACAAAACUCGACCAAUUAUUUGGCAAACAUCAGCCAUUCCACAGUCCUAUGUUCUCUAUGUAUGGCCAAUUUAACCAUCAAAUGGAUGUCUUAUUCCACAAUAACACUAAGAACCUGGCCUCAAAUAAUAUGUUAAAAUUUAACCCAUAUGAUCGAAUCCCUUUCAAUUUCGAACGCACCUUGACAGAUGUCAAAAAUGACACCUGUCAAACAGCCGAUCUCAGCCCGGAUUCGAGUUUUAGAUCCGCACCCACAAUUUUAUUGUGUAUAAUCUCUCUAGUCGUUUGUUUCUUAUAUAGAUAAAUUGAAGUUAAAUAUGAUUAAGUUUAAAUAAAAUGGUAUUUAACAUAUUUGAGUACCUUCCUUUAAAGUGAAAUAACAAUACCUUGCCUAUAUUUAUUAAUU